AAGGAUGCGAGGAAUAUACUCGUGUGAUUUGACGUCAUUUCUAAAUGACAACAUUUAACAAAUCUUGAAAACAUGGCACUACAAUCACAGGUGCUAUAUGAGAAGGAGGGAGUUUAUAUUCAAGUGAAUGUCAACUCAAAUACAUCAGACCGAGAUGCUCACAUUCCAGGCAAAGUGUAUCUCAUCAAAAAGUCAGAGGGAAUAUUUAUUGAGUGGAAAGCAGAGGAGGUGUUGAUGCUGGAGGGACAGAAUGCAGCUGACCAGGAGUGGGCGGUCAUUGGCUCCUCCCUCUCUGUAGGAUACAAACCCGACAAGGACUCAGAUGCAUUAAAUAUGAAGGCAGAAUUAAGGAAGAAGUACAAUGUCUGCUUUGACAUACUGGACUUAAAGAGUUUCAAAAGGAGUGCUCCGAACCAUGGAUGGGCUUAUAUUAUAUUCAUAUUGAAAGAUGGCACCACCUACCCAGCCCUGCACUUCCAUAAUGGAGGAAGCAAGGCGUUAUUGCAACAUUUUGGAAAAUUUAUCCAUAUUAAAAGGUCGCCCAAUGAUAAUCGCUUGUUUAUUGUCCAAGAACAUGAUCCGGAUAUGUUGUCCAAGUCUUUCGAUGAACUUCACCUGUUUGCGGAUUCCUCGGGGGAUUUAGUGUCGAAAUUCAUCAAAGACCCCUACACCACAACUCUGGGUGGAUUCUCCAAAGUGACCAACUUCCUGAGAGACACCAUGUUUCAGCAGGAACCAGUUGCUCAUCGACCCAAAGAGGAAGUGGCGGAAAUCCUGCACGCGGAGGAAAUACCGGGCAUGGAGAUCAGCCAGCAGGAGGCGGGGUUUGAGUUUGUCACCAAGACCAAGCUGCCUAGUAGACCACAGGUGACCAGAAGUAGCCCUUUGACCGCCCAGAAGUGGUCUAAACACAUGGACACAGAUGGAAGGAUAAAGAACAUAGAAAACCUCAAAGACGUCAUAUUUAGAGGGGGUAUAGAGCCCAGUAUUAGGAUAGAGGUGUGGAAAUUUCUGCUAGGUUACCAUGAUUGGCAGUCUACGUACAAAACCAGAACUGAUGAGAGAAAACGAAAAGUAGACGACUACUUCAGGAUGAAGUUACAAUGGAAGACCAUCACUGACAUACAGGAAAGAAGGUUUUCACUUCUGAGGGAGAGAAAAUGUCUUAUUGAGAAAGACGUGACGAGGACAGACCGGACCCACAAGUUCUUUGAGGGGGAGUGCAACCCUAACUUACAAGUGUUAAACGAUUGUCUGAUGACCUACUGCAUGUAUAACUUUGAUCUGGGUUAUGUCCAAGGGAUGAGUGACCUCUUGUCCCCAGUGCUGGUUGUCAUGGAAAAUGAAGUGGACGCAUUCUGGUGUUUUGCCGGCCUCAUGGAGCGAGUUUGUGAUAACUUCGAAAUGGACCAGGCCGGAAUGAAGAUCCAGUUGUCUCAGAUACAUAAACUGAUGCAGUUUGUGGAUCCAGAAUUAUGUAGCUAUCUCGAGAGUCAUGACUCAGGAAAUUUCUACUUCUGUUUUCGAUGGCUGCUGAUUUUGUUCAAGAGAGAAUUUUCCUUUAAUGACGUGAUGAGACUUUGGGAGGUAUUAUGGACUGACAGACCUUGUAAAAACUUCCACCUGUUAAUUUGUCUGGCAGUGCUAGACACAGAAAAGGCAACCCUGAUGGAAAACAAAUUUGGCUUCACAGAAAUACUCAAGCACAUCAAUGAUAUGACUGGUGCCAUUCAUCUAGAAGACACUCUCAAAAAAGCCGAGGGUAUAUAUCUUCAAAUGAAGGACAGUAAAAACUUGUCAAGUGCCGUAGCCGAGAUAAUAGGUCUGGACAUUGCAUCGCCAAGUGAUGAUGGCAGUGUGGCGUCGAGGGAAAAGUCACCGCAUUUAGACCUAAAUCUGAGAGAAAACGGACUCCACACACCGAAUUCCGGGUCAGGCACCACGGGAAAUACGCCCGAUGACAGUAGUAUUGAAAUUUUAACAGAAAAUGGAGAGAUGGGGGUGAAUAACUUUUACAACUGAUUGUCAUUUUGGGGGCUCUGACUCAAAGUUUAGCCACACAGAACUUUGAUAUGUGUGUGUGUGCCAGAUCUCGGGGGCGGACGUCCUUCUGACAUUGGCACAGAUGAAUGUACCGUGUUUAAAAUCAUAUGGAGGAAAUGUUGCCAGGGUCAACUGGGAUCAAUUAUUACAUGUGUGUGUUGAGCAGUAAAGACAUCCAAAAAUUUACUCCAGUUUGACGAUUGCCUGACCAUAUUUGUACAUGUGCAUUAUCGAUGUAAUUUGAUUAGUUUGUUGUUUAGCUGAAGUUACGCUGUAUAUGUGUCCCUGUGAAGGCACGCCGAUUGUGUUUUUUAUUGCUCCAAACACAGGUACACAUGCAUUGACGUUUUUAAAGCCUGCUGACGAUUUUAGUUAUUAGUACGUGUAAUUACUGUGUUUAUUUUACGACAUUCUUCAGUAUGGUAUAUGUUGGUGUGAAUCUUGUGAGAGGUACAAUGUAAAUAUAUUUUUAUAGCUUUGUUCAAUUUUUUUUUUUUUUUUCGGCAACCAAAACCUUGGAAUAUCAUCACCAGACAAUGAUAUACAAUAAACAAAUUAGUACAUGAACUAUUGAAAUUAAUAAGUGAAUGCUUAUCUUAUAGAACUGAUGUAAUCUUGUGUUUCAUUUGAUGGUAUUGUGUACACACACUUCAUUCACAUUCAUGAGAAAAUGGCUAUCAUUUCAAUACACAUAGCAACACAUUGUGCAGGUUACUUCCCUUGUCCACCAAUUGUGGUGAAAAAAUCUUAUUUCCCUCCGUUGGGCUUUGUAAUUUUCUGAUCUUUACUUUGACAUUUGUUAUCUUUCAUCAAAUGCAGUCAACUACAAUAAUGCACCAAAAUGGGGCAACCCAUUAACUUGUAUGAAAACUUGGUAAUUAGCUGAAAUUCAGUUAUAUUUGGUAGGGUAAAGAAGGAAAACUUGGUUUUUCACCGAUUGAUCUUUUGCUGAACCUCCAGAGGGAUGUAACUCGUGACAAAGUGUUGAUACAUAUACUGGUAAAGCUAUCAAAGAUAAAAGCAUUGGAAAUGUAAAUAUUAUGAUACAGAGACAAAAAUUUUUAUCCUCCUUGAAAUGCUGUAUAAACAAACAACUCUAUAUAUAUAUAUUUCAUUUUUCAAAUCAAGACCUCCGCAAAGCAAUAGUUUACUCAAAUGGGUGGGGUAGGAGUAUAUUCAGGUAUUUGGUUUUCUUUAUUUGCUCGGGGGUACUUUAUUUUCAGGUAUUUGGUUUUUCUUGAUAUAUUUUCAAUCAAUGUUAAUUUGUAUUUGGUGCAAGAAUUUGUUUUUCCCACGUGAUUGUUGGUGUUUAAUUGUGAAUCCUAAGUCAAUAUAGUUGCAAAUUUUUUACCAGGAUGUUGGCUAGUUUUGCCAUGCAUUUGUAAUUCUUUGGCCAAAGUAAAGACAUUUUGGGUUUUGUGGGGUAGAGGUCACCUUUCCCAAUAAUGUAUCUCUUGAACUCGUUAAUAUGUGUAAAACAUUAUAUAUUGUAUUGUUAUAUUCAUUUGUUUGUCAGUUUUAAGACCAGCAUUAAAUAAUCCAAUGUGUGUGUUUGUAAUGGUGUAAUUACAUGUAUUCACAGGUACAUGUCAUGUUGCAAGUACCUGCAGGGCUAGAUGAAAUGUGUUUGCUUUGGAAUCAUUGUAUUUGAUUUAUGUAGAUCCUAUCAGAAAAUAAUGGGAUUUGAUUUUAAACUCAUAAUUUACAUUUAUAUUCUUCCAUAUGAUUCAAAACUGUUUCUAUUGCGUGAAAUGCAAUGAAAAUAAUUUGAAUGCCCCCUGCAUCAGCCGCUGUUUUGUGUAUAAUCUAAUCAUGAUCAAAACCAUUCCAUGAUAUUAUACAACCAUUUCUAGGUUGUAAUUUAGAUGUUGUUCUGCUUUAAUUUUUAGAUAUAUCUUGCUUGAUAGCAUCUGAUUUGAUUUAAACAUAUUUUAUCGUCCAGAUGAUAUAGUAUUUCAUUUCUGUUGAAUUGGAUUUAAACGUUCAUUAAUGGUGGAAUCGGAGGAGAAGUUACGGGGGUCACAACCUGUUUCACCCUUUGGUUGAACAAUUUUUAACAAGAAAAGGUCAUUUUUGCGAUUAUGGGGUCUUCAACCACCCUCACUUCCCCCUCCCAUUUUGGCCGAAAAAAGUUACAAAGUUGGGUUUAAAAAUUUUUAAAAAACAGUGAUUUUUUUUCACACCUCACUAUUGAGCAGUAUUUUUAUAGAUACAUGUGUGUCAUGUGUCUAUAUACUUUGACUUUAUGUCCUUAAAGUUUAUGUCCUUAAAGUGUAGAAUUUUCACUAGAUAAACUCCAGAAUUUUCACAAGAUAAACUCCAGAAUUUUCACAAGAUAAACUCCAGAAUUUUCACUAAACUCCAGAAGCCCUUAACGAGUCUUUCAUUCUCACUCGUCAUGCCUCUUUUUUCACAUAAAGAAACCUUCACAUUUGAUUAUUUGACACAACACAAAACCUAGUAAGAGACACAAAAAUAUGCUUUAAAUUUUGGGAUAUUUUGCAUGUGCAGGUAUUCUUUGGAGAAAAAGAAUUCUCCGGAUAUUCUCAUUCAGUUUGUAUGGGAACUGUUAACAGAUUUUGCAUUGAUCUAGUCAGUUGAAGGUCAUAUUAAAAGUCAAUGGUUUUAGUGCAAUUUUGCAGAAUGACAAAUUUUUAAAGAAUUAUCUGAUGGAAUAUUUUGUAUUCACAUGGGUUUCUGAGAAUUACUAAGGCAUACAAGGGUCAAAGCAAACGUACUAUACAUGUAUUAUAAAAAAAAUUCUAAUCAAACUAAAUUUGUAAUGUUUCAUUUUCCAUUUCAUUUGAGGUUAGUUUUUGGUAGGUUUUACAUAAUAUUAGAUUAAUGUGACGGUAGGUUAGCAAUGUUUAAGUACGGAUUUGUAAAAAAUUGAAAUAAGCAAAAAAAUGUCAAACCCACCAGCUCUAAUGUUUUAACACAUGUAUACCUCUGUAAAUGAUUUAUUUUAUUAAUUAGUAUCUUUUGUUCCUGUUUAUUACAUCACAGAUUGUGUGUACAUACUUGUAUGAUUUAUGCUGAGAAUGUUAAAUACAGCACUGUCAGCUUGCCAAAAAUUUCUUGUGAAUUGUAAAUUUUAUUUUCUGAGGGGUGUGUCUGAUGAAUGCUGCUUGUAUUGUGCAUACGUUGAUGAAGAGCUUCUGUGUUAUUGGUAAAUCAGUUUCUCUCUGUGAUACAUUCUCUGAGUAUCUGUUAUUAAAUUAUUCUGACGACAAACUUGAUUGAAUAAAUUAUUAAAUAUGA
This is a messenger RNA of Ostrea edulis (European flat oyster), 5304 nucleotides long. RefSeq names its product TBC1 domain family member 15-like. NCBI's taxonomy places the organism in Eukaryota, Metazoa, Mollusca, Bivalvia, Ostreida, Ostreidae. Gene Ontology annotation, biological process: activation of GTPase activity. Gene Ontology annotation, molecular function: GTPase activator activity. Bases 73 to 2022 code for a protein of 649 amino acids. The record is from RefSeq and is a predicted model, not a curated record. The transcript has 15 exons.